UAGGGGUAGAUUAUAUCAACAGUAACUUGUCAAACGGAUGAAAGGAGAUGAUUACUUGUUCCUGAAUUAUUUAAGUUUUCUUACAGGUAGUCUGUUAUCGGUGUGUGUUUACUGAAGUGUUUACGUCUGUGGCGACCUCUGGUUUGUUGAUAGCCGUUAAAUACAUUAGCUAAUUCAUUCGUGUUUGUCGCCAAUACCAUGGCUUCAGAAGACCAAAAAUUCUGCUUACUGGAGGUGCUUGACACUUUCAAGUUGUGUCUGUCGGAAAACAAAGAAGUCUACCUUGAACACUACGUCGCUGGGUGGCGUGGUCUUGUAAAGUUUCUGAACAGCCUGGGGGCCGUAUUUGGCUUCAUUUCUAAGGAUGCUGUCAGUAAGAUCCAGAUCCUGGUCAACUUCCUGAAUGGUGAGCAUGGGUCUCAGUAUGUCACCAUCCAGUCCAUGGUAAAAUACGAGCUGGAGAACAAACUUGUGGACCAGAAGAAGCAAGGCAGCCAUCCAGAGUCAGGCUGUCGUACUCUGCUGAGGCUCCACCGCGCACUGAGGUGGCUGGAGCUCUUCCUGGAGCGUCUCCGCACCAGCACUGAGGACAGCAAAACAUCUUUCAUGUGUGCAGAGGCCUACAACGAGUCCCUUGCAAAGUACCACACUUGGAUGGUCCGUACGGCUGCGGGCAUGGCGUUCCACAUGCUGCCUGGGCGCCCUGCUUUCUUUGAAGUGAUGAAUGUAGGCCCCCCAGAGCAGGUCGUGGCCAUACUGGGAAAAGCUCUGCCUUUAAUCUCUGAGGUGUACCAGAUCACAGAGGACCUGUACGCUCAACAUAACCUGCUUGACUUACCAUAGAGCAAGAAGGCCUAUAUUUGUCACAUUACAUAUACAUGAUUAAAUAUUUACAGUCCGUUCCUGCUAAUGGGCUGUUACCUGCUACUCCUGUUUGACUACAGGGUUGUGUAUUAUCUGUACAGUGCUGGGCACAAAUUAAAUUUCACUGGCACUAAUAUGUACUACUGCAUUGCCAGUUUUCAAUAUACUGCAAUACUGCAUGCACAUUUUUGCUCAUAAUAAUCCACCUCUGAAUGACAUCUUUAAUUCAGCCUUUGAUUAUUUUUAAUGUUAAUACACAAAGGGGGCUGUAGUGGAGCCAAGAAGCCUUUGGACUCCUGCAGACAGCUGUGUAUUUUCAUAAUUUAUCAUAAAUGCCCAAGUUGAUGCUUUGUAUUUGGGGACAGUAUUUUGAACUACUGCAGAGCUGGAACAGCUAGUUGAUCAAUUAGUCAAUCAGAAGAAAACCCAUGAGCAACUAUUCUGAGAAUAUUUGAUGGUUUUAGGUUCACAUAUAUGAUUAUUUGAUGCUUGUCUUUGUUCUACCCUAUAGUAAAUUAAAUAUUUGGGAUAUUUGACAAGGUAUUUGUUGACAUAUUUGUGCACCUAGUGUCCUGGGAUUUCCAGGAUGUUUUUAAAAAUUGUUUUCUGACAUGGCUUAGGCACCAAACAAUCUACAACAGAGGCUUUUGACUGAUAGUGACCCAGGGACCACCACUGUGACUAAGAAGCAACUUGAGGACCACUGUUGUUGAUUUUAAUCCUGAAAGUCACCUUGAUAUUUUUUUUACCUGAAUUUGAUUAUUCAUUAACAGUAAUUAAUAAAUUGAAAUAUGUUAAUGUUUUGUAAUUCCCACAGUGAAGCUACAUUAUUGAAUGCAUCAGGGGGCUGUGGACCACUGGCUGAAAACCCCUGAUCUAGAAGAUUUAGACCACUUAAAACUGAUAUCGAUGAUUUUUAUGUAUCAGGGAGAUCAGGUAAUAAUAGGCCCAUUAGUUUGUCUUUUCAAGUUCUUACCAUAUUUUCUUCAAAUAUAAAUGCAUUUCUGCUCCUGUUAGAGUGUGAAAUGCUCUCUAAUGCCAGAUAUUGAAUAUUUUACAAUGGUCUUCUAUAUAAAACAAACAGAAAAGGCUACUAGUAAACUGAAGCCUUAAUGUGAGAGCAGCAGUUUUUAAAAUACCAAAGAUAAAAAUGUCAGAAACUAAAACUAAACUAAACAUACUCUUAUAUCCUGAAACAGGUGCUGGAAUGAUGUGGAUCUACAAUCAUCACACUGCAGUGGUCAUACCAAAUACAAACGACUUCCACUGAAUAAGUUUGUGAAAAAAACUUUGUAUAUUGAAACACUGGGUCAUAUUAAUGGACUCAGAGUUAUAACACCCUGUAUAUUUUUUUCAUUAAAUAUACAAAUGACAAUGUGUGUAUAGCUAGUGUACAAGCAUUAAAUUCUUUUGAAGUGAAUGUUGUAGUUUUACAGUGAAUUACUGUAUAUUAUGUAUACAUCACUAAAUUCAAAUUCUAUCAGUAGGGUAGCUUAUUAAAACAUGUUAUUAGCUAGUCACUGUCAGCACAC
Molecule: messenger RNA, 2396 nt
Organism: Monopterus albus (swamp eel)
Lineage: Eukaryota; Metazoa; Chordata; Actinopteri; Synbranchiformes; Synbranchidae
Gene: cptp
Product: ceramide-1-phosphate transfer protein
Exons: 2
Coding region: 199-843 (214 amino acids)
Biological process (GO): ceramide transport; intermembrane lipid transfer
Cellular component (GO): cytoplasm; cytosol; membrane
Molecular function (GO): ceramide 1-phosphate transfer activity; ceramide 1-phosphate binding
Source: RefSeq, a predicted model, not a curated record